Pyricularia grisea is the source of this 120-nucleotide messenger RNA. RefSeq lists its product as uncharacterized. The coding region runs from base 1 to 120 and encodes 39 amino acids. NCBI's taxonomy places the organism in Eukaryota, Fungi, Ascomycota, Sordariomycetes, Magnaporthales, Pyriculariaceae. The transcript has a single exon. The record is from RefSeq and is a predicted model, not a curated record.
AUGCAUGACAAGACCUGCCCCAAGUGCGGAGUUGCUUCCGAUGGCAGCUCCAAGACGUGCGGCUCGUGCGGAGCUGUAAGUCACUUUGAAGAGAAUCAACCCCCUUCAUUUAUUGCCUAA